CCGGCGCUCCGGAGCCGGGCGCGGCUGGCGGCGGCCCGAGGCGCGGCCGGGCGGGAUCAUGGCGGACGGCGUGGACCACAUCGACAUUUACGCCGAUGUGGGCGAGGAAUUCAACCAGGAAGCUGAAUAUGGUGGGCAUGAUCAGAUUGAUUUAUAUGAUGAUGUAAUUUCUCCAUCUGCGAAUAAUGGAGAUGCCCCAGAAGAUCGCGAUUACAUGGAUUCUCUUCCACCAUCUGUUGGGGAUGAUGUAGGUAAAGGAGCUGCACCAAAUGUUGUCUAUACAUAUACUGGAAAAAGAAUUGCCUUGUACAUUGGAAAUCUUACUUGGUGGACAACAGAUGAAGACUUAACUGAAGCAGUUCACUCGCUGGGGGUAAAUGAUAUUUUGGAGAUAAAAUUUUUUGAAAAUCGUGCUAAUGGCCAGUCUAAAGGAUUUGCCCUUGUGGGUGUGGGAUCAGAAGCAUCCUCCAAAAAGCUGAUGGAUUUAUUGCCUAAAAGAGAAUUGCAUGGGCAGAAUCCUGUUGUGACUCCAUGUAAUAAACAAUUUCUGAGUCAGUUUGAAAUGCAGUCAAGGAAAACCACACAGUCUGGCCAGAUGUCUGGGGAAGGUAAAGCUGGUCCUCCAGGAGGAAGCUCACGAGCAGCAUUUCCACCAAGUAACAGAGGGCGAGGUCGUUUUCCAGGUGCCAUUCCAGGUGGAGACAGAUUCCCUGGACCGGCAGGGCCAGGAGGGCCACCACCACCUUUCCCGGCUGGACAAACCCCCCCACGUCCACCUUUAGGUCCUCCUGGCCCGCCAGGCCCGCCAGGCCCUCCACCUCCUGGUCAGGUCCUCCCACCUCCAUUAGCUGGACCUCCUAAUCGUGGUGACCGUCCACCACCACCAGUUCUGUUUCCAGGACAGCCUUUUGGUCAGCCUCCACUUGGGCCACUUCCUCCAGGCCCUCCACCACCUGUUCCAGGCUACGGGCCACCACCAGGUCCGCCACCACCUCAGCAGGGUCCACCUCCACCUCCGGGUCCAUUUCCCCCUCGUCCACCUGGCCCUCUUGGGCCACCCCUGACUCUUGCUCCUCCUCCACAUCUCCCUGGGCCACCUCCAGGUGCUCCACCACCUGCACCACAUGUGAAUCCAGCUUUCUUCCCCCCACCUGCCAAUAGUGGAAUACCUACUUCAGACAGCCGUGGCCCACCUCCAACAGAUCCAUAUGGCCGACCUCCACCAUAUGACAGAGGUGACUAUGGGCCACCUGGAAGGCGUUUCACUGGAAAUAACAUGUCCAUAAGAGAAAAAUUACAUAUUCCAUUCUAUGGGAGGCACACGAAAAAUAAUACUCAAAACUCAGGGAGAGAAAUGGAUGCUGCAAGGACACCUCUAAGUGAAGCAGAAUUUGAAGAAAUCAUGAAUAGAAAUAGGGCAAUCUCAAGCAGUGCCAUUUCAAGAGCUGUAUCAGAUGCCAGUGCUGGGGACUAUGGAAGUGCUAUAGAGACCUUGGUAACUGCAAUUUCCUUAAUUAAACAGUCCAAAGUAUCUGCAGAUGAUCGCUGUAAAGUACUUAUUAGCUCUCUUCAGGACUGCCUUCAUGGAAUUGAGUCCAAGUCUUAUGGUUCUGGAUCCAGAAGACGUGAGCGAUCCAGAGAGAGGGACCACAGUAGGUCACGAGAAAAAAGCAGGCGCCACAAAUCGCGCAGCAGAGAUCGUCACGAUGACUAUUACCGGGAAAGAAGCCGCGAGAGAGAGAGACAUCGUGAUCGCGACAGAGAUCGCGACAGAGAGAGAGACAGGGAGAGAGAGUAUCGUCACCGUUAAAGAAGCACCUGACAUCAACACAGGUAAGUGACAACAGGUAACUGGUCGUGGGAGGGAGGGAGCGCUUGUGUGAGUAUCUUCCACAGUUUGCAUGUCGAUUCUAUAAUCUUAGGUGGUAUUAUUGUUUGCUGUUUUAGUAAAUGAGGUCACACCAAUUCAUCAAAAAGCAGUAAGCCAGACUGGUAAAGUCUGCUCUCUUUGGAAUCUUAGGGUAUAUGAAAUUCGUGGUUGUAAUGUAUGGUUGUAUUUCUUAAUUAUAUUUCAAAGUCCUAAGUUUCUAGUCUAAAAUCUUGUGUAAGGACUGCAGCAUUUACCCCUUCGUGUGUCAUGUGUGGACUGUUUCAAUUUAGAGAACACAUGUAUGUAGAGUUGCUGUCCUUGCAUGAGUAUGGCAGGAGUUUUGUUUGUUUGUUUGUUUGUUUUCCCCCUCCAGUGAGUUUUACUCAAAUUCAGGAAAUAUAGCCAGAUUUUGCUCUUUAUUUUAUGAAAUGUGAUGUGUUGGUAUCUUUUGCCUUCUAGCUAAAUUCUGGUGUUGUCUUAAAUAAGAUUUAUGAUAAGUUGUUCCCCACCACCUUGAUUUUUAUUCCCUCCCUCCUCCAAUAGUAAAGUCAUUUUCUGAAGAGUGGUAAACAAAUAUGAUACAAGGAUUGUUUCUUUUCUGGUUGUUUACAGACUAAUGUGUUGUUUUAUUUCAUUAAAUCCGCAGUUUUGCAUGCAUCAAAUGUCUAGAUAGUUACGUAGUAGCGUGAAAUAAUCAUUUUUUUCAGUGUACUGCUGAGAGCUUUAAAAUACAUAGAAAUGUUCAUCACAUUAUAGAACGUACCAUUUUGUGGAUUGAGAAUUCGAGCUAUCCAUGAUUCUUUUUAUCUGACAGUUGGAAAAAAACCCUACCUAUUGGUUUCUUUGCAGCGGUCUUCUCCCUUUUUAGAACUUCCCACUGUAUCUAUACUAAAAUUGAAGCUUGCAGACUUACCUGUCUGCCCAACUUCCAUUUCUUAUAUUUACCCUCAGAUUUAGUUCCCAUAUUUGCAUGUGAUAUUUACUCAUGGAAGUUCAUUUACAGAAGUUAAAUAGAAGAAAACAUUUAUGAAAUCAUAUCCAAUGUAAUACACUCCUAAAUGAAAAAAUAAUUUUGUAUUUGUUACAUACCAGUUUUUAGUCAAGCUUUUGCAUCACUCAAGGAGAGAACAAAUUCUCAUAUUAGGUACUCUAGUCUGUUGAGUAUUAAGCAGGAGACACACAAAGGAAUAACAGACAUAAUAAAGGGGCGUCAGAGGCUUAAAUAGGAAGGUGAAAUGUGGCAGCUGAAAUAAAGUUGGCAGUAUAUAUCUGUUAAUGCCACUUUUUGUAAUAAAAAAUGAAUUGGUAGAAAUAUUUCUGGAAUUGCAUAAAAAUAGCAACUGUGGUUCUUAAGUGUAAAAUAUCAGAACAUAAAAACACAGACUUUACAGAAGUGUAAAUGUAGUUCUUUUGUUGAACUGGAUUUUUACCUUUUAUGAUAAUGGAUAUUUGUGAUAUAUGCCCAUAGUUGUUAUUAAUAGAAGGUAACCACUGAGCUGAGUGAUGGUUGCAUUUCCAGAGUGUUUUCCUUCUGUGGUGGGGAUGAACAAGCCAUACUAAAAAUUCUUAAUAAACUGGAAUAUUAUUUUUUUUACCUUUGGCUUACUUUAUUCAUCUGACUUUCAUUUUUGUGUAUUUAGUGUUGCGCAUGUAGAUGCGGAGUUUCUGUGCUAAGUACGGGUUCCCUACCCUGUCACCCUGAGAAAACAUCAAAUAGCAUUAGGUUGCAUUUUAUAAUUUCAAAAACACAAUUUUAAAUUGAGACUGUGAUUUCAGUGUUCAGUUCAGGUGGGAUUUUAUAUAUGCAACAUCCUUCAACUUCAUUGUGUGCUGGGACCUCUCUUUCAGAAGGGUUGCGUAGGUAAGAUUCCCUUGUGUAAAGAAGAAAAAAGGUCCUAAGAGCUUGAUUUAAAGGGCAAAGUUAGAAUCCUACAUGUAAAUUAUAGCAUUUGGUACAUUUUAAAGUUAAGUUGUAAACAUUUUGUCUUGUUGCUGUCUUAAUGAAGAAGGGCUUUAUUGUAGUUUCAUUUUUAUAUAUUUAUAUAGACAUAUAUAAAAGAAAUACAGUUAUCUCCUGAUUUGUAUGUUUCAUUUUCACUAAGAUGUAUGUUGCCAUACAUUUUUUCGUUUUGUUCUUUACAUUGAUUGAUAUUCAUAAAUGGAUUUAACAGUCUCAGUCAUUUAAUAAAUAUCAGCAAAAGAGUUACUCCCCUUAUUGCUGUGCUUAGCCAGAUAACAUGAAGUUGCCUCUGUGCCUGCACCCUAGGAACGGCACCUGUGCUGCUUCUUAUUGUGUACCUAUAGUCAUAACAGUGAUACUGUACUGGCAUUUUUUUUUAAGUGUUACACAUCUAGUUUAGAAGGAUUUUAAAGGUCCACUGUGAUCAUUUUUGUAUACAGUGAAAUUCAGUUUGUACUGUAUUACGUUUAUAGAGAUGGGUUAAAUUGGAAUAACUAACUACAUGUGUUUCUGAUUAUAAAUAUAUUUUUAAAAGUUUAGUUGUACCAUAGCAGGUACUUACACUUCUGUUUGUACGCUUCAUGAUUUAUAAUUAAAUUCUUGCAAGAUUUUUGUGCCUUCCUUGAGUAAGGUUUCAUGUACGUUGAUAAUAAAUAAUUGCCUUUGCUUAUAAAAACCUGUAAAUUUAAAAGAGAAACUGGAUUUAAGAUAAACGUCUAACCUGUAUUUUAGUUAAGAAAACUAAGAAUCCAGUAGAACUAUACUUAGAAGGAUUAAAAACAAAAUUAAUGUGUACAAACAGAAUAGUAAUAGAAUUUCAUCAGCAUGAGUCCUGACUAUUUCAGGCAGAUUUUUUUUUUCAAUUUAACUGAUAAUCAAUGAUGUACUUCUAGCUGAUACAUUGUCCCAAUCUUAAUCUGUCUGAAUUUUUAUAACUGCGAAUGUUAAAUUUUUCAUUUUAUGUUUUUGUUAUUGGAUUGAUUAUUUCCUAUUUAAACUGGAUUUGGACUGAAUUGCAAAGACAAAACCACAACAUUGUAACAGUUGAUAUGUAUGUAGACUUUGUACUCCAUAUUUCAUGUUUUUUCUGAUUUUUCUGCUCUCAAACCACUGUAAGCAAAAUAAUGCAAAGUCUGAGGCUCAUGCUUCUUUAAAAACUGGUGUCAGCUCUCUCUGAAAUAGUUUCAGCUUUGGAGUGAUCUAAGAACUCACAUGGUUGGAAUUUUUUUGUGUGUCAGUAAGAUGGGGAAAUGGUACUGAUAGUUUAAAUAAUAUUCAUUGUAUUUUUGCUUAUGUAAGUAGAAACUGUCCUGUAACAGUGUUAGCAACCACCUAAACAUCAAGUGAAGUAAUGAAAUUAACCUUCAAAGAACCUUAUAAAUUAAUAGGAACAUACCUAUUUUUAUAAGUUAUUUUAAUAAUAAGCUUCUGAUUAAUAAUGGAAUUUUAAAUGAAUCAUGUGGUAGCAUUUUUCAAGACCUGAGAAUAUAUACUCAUCUAGGAUUUUUUCACUUAAUCGUAGUAUUAAACUAUUUUCAAAGUUACUUACCUAAUUUCUCUUUUAAAAAUAGUAUUUUUGAGAAUGCACAUAAGCAGUGCUGACACUAUUCUACUGCAUCUGGUGUUCAUCAGAGAAAUAAUACUUUGUGCACCUGAUUGAGUAUUUGAAGUCCACUGUAGUGGGAAAGGGGCAAGCAGUGCCACUGUUUUUUGUGCUUGUAAAGUCUUAUUUUGUGGCUUCUCUGGUGGGUUCUUGAGGGUGAUGAUUCUAAAAACUAACUGAAAAUCUUAGGCUGUUGUUUGUUUUCAAAUUUCUAAGUGCAUAACAUUUAAUAAUUUUUUCCAUGAACAUGUUGCUAUAAUCAUGUUGUCUUCUGAGAUAUCUUUUAGACAUGCUUAUAUUUGUGUUCCUCUCAUCCUGUAUUUCUUUUUGCUUGUGAAAUUAGUAGUUUUGACAAAAUUGAGCUGUGUGAAAGUUCUGCAAUAAUCUUAAGGGCUUUUUAGCAUUUGGAACAUAAGAAUUUACUUGCAAGUGAAAAUGUUGGUUUGAUGUAGUGUUUUCCAAAGAAUGAACAAAGCCAUUUUUUUUUCUUUUGCUCAUUGUGGUUUGAGAACUAAGAAUUAUUUUUUAUAUAAAAAAAGAGGUAUCUUCAUUUUUAUGUUUUCCUGUGGCACCCUGAUCUACCUUUUUGUGUCUUCCUCAUAUAUGUGAAAGAUAUUUGCCAAUAAUUCAUGUCUUUUUAAUAUGUAAACUAAACACUGAGUUUUCUAAAUACACACCUUUCUGUUCAUCAGUUGUUUUUGGUGAAUAGACAGGGUGGGGUGUAGUAGGAGAAAGACACGAUGAAUUAAACUAGUCUGGGGGCAUUCCUUUUCUUGCUGUGUACAAUUACUUAUAAAAUCAGGAAAUUGUUCUGGUGCUGAUCUUAAAUUAUGCAGUAAGAUUGAAAAAAGAUACCAGGUAAGUACACUAUUGCUAGGGAGGAAAAAAAGCAACAAAUAGAAGAAAGGUGCUAAAAUAGUCUGUUUAUACAUGUAUGAUGAGCAGAGUCACGUAUGUAUCUCAACUUACGUGCAGAAGGAUGAAUAUAGAGUCAAGCUUGAAAUUCCUUCUUGCUCAUCGGGUUGUAGCUAAAGCAUGACAGUGUUUGGAGGUUUUUGAUGUUCAUGGAAUGUAGGUUAAGUGAAAACAAAUUUCAGCUUUAAAGCUGAUGCUUCUUGUGGAAUUUUUGCCUUGUGUCUCUUUUCUUUAUGUAUAGAAAAAAAUGAAGGAGAAUUACAUGAAGUAAUUCUUAGGAGCUAUUAGGAUAUAAUGACAAAUGUGAAUCGUGCAUUUUACUGAAAUGUGAACGUGUUUGGGAGAUUGAAAUUCAAUCUCUGGAAAUACUAGAAAUUGCACUACUACAGAAAUCUUGAUGGGUGUAUGCACAUGCAGCUUUAAACUACUGUAGAAUUUUCAUACUUCUAAAAGCUGUUUAAAGUUUUCAUGUGGUUAUUUUUGAUAAUUGGAAUUAAAGGGAAAAAAUUAGAGUUGCUACUACAAGAUGCUUUAUAUAUGUAAGAAAUCUAUUGGGUUUUGUUGCAAGAGUCUGUCUUUGUGGAGAAAAAAAAAGCUCAAGUUGCAUCUUGCCUAAGUAUAAAAAUGUUUGGUCAUUUAAGUUCUGGGACUUCAUUUGUGAAAUGUUCUGGCAUAAACCCCUAACUUUUAAACAACAAAAUAACUAUUUUACAGAUAAAUCUGAAAUUUGGGGUUUAUUAGUGGAAAUCCUGAGAAACUGGUUGCUGUAUGGUGUUAAAUUGUACAAAUCUAACACAUGCUUCGGAUGGAUAGCUAUUUGAGCUUGAGGCAGAUGGAAAAUGGCAUUGCCAAGAAGUACUGACUAGAGAUUUAAUAUUUUUUAUUUUUGAAAGUUGUUUCUUACUUCAAUAUUCUACUUGAUUGUAGAAUACUGAAAAGGGCUGAGUAUGAAGGUAUUAUCCAUGCAGAUUUAUUUCUUCCUUUUGGAAUCACAAAGGUUUCUGGUUUUGCCAAGACACAGUGGCAGAAUACUUGGAACUAAAAAGUACACCAUUUUGGAUCUUAGUUGGUUAUGUUUUUAAAAAUGAAGGUUCAGUGUGGUGCUGACCAUCUUAAGAGGCCUAUAAUGAAAAGUAUUAAUCAUUGAGUCCAGUUUAUCAUGCAUUCUUUAAAGUUCCUGUAGUUUCAUAAGUACCCUUACAAAUCCAGCAAAUUAGUCCCAGGAACUGAAGCUUUCUUAUGCUAGUAUUAUAUAUAAAUCAUAUAUAUGGUGCUUUGGAUCUGUUAACUGUCGUCAUAGAAGUGAUAAAGAUCCAUAAUUCUUGCUGCAGCAAUUGUAUGAUGAGAGCAGCAAAUUCUGACACGCAGUCUCACAGCUGUCAUAUACUUUCUCCACUAAAAAACCUGGUAUUCUCACCUGUCUAUUUGUGUUAACUUAGCUUGCAAUUCCGAACAGGUCUUGUGGAGCCAGCACUUUGUCACUUUGCUAGUAAUUAAUUUUAAAAGCACGUAACACCUAUGGAAAUUUUGUCUCCGGGGAAGGAACUUCCCCAAAAGUAGUUACUGCUUGAUACGUUCAUGAUUUGGGAACAAAGUCUGCAAAUCAAAGACAUUCCAGUCUCUGCUUUGGCUUUGGAUUAGGUUAUGUACAUACUGUAGUGUAUAGAACCUACUUUGUUAUAUGCUUUUUUUUAAAGUUGUUAACAGUCACUUUGAGGAAAGGAAGAAGAAAUGUGUCAAUUUUUCAUGCAAAAAUGGAGUACUUUUGUUUUCCCAACUGCUUUGAAAUUAUUAUACUAGUAAAAGAAUAUUUGACAGCUGUGUACUGGUGCAUGUUCAUGAAAUUGCUCCUCUAAAUAUCUUGGUUUUCAAUUGAACAGUUUAAUGUGUUGGGUUUUUGAGUGAUUUGAUUUAAACUAUUUUGAAAAUAUUGAAUGCUGAAAUUGUGAAUUAAUAACAAAAUGAAGAUAGCUAAUUGCUUUGUAAUGGAAUUCAACUGAAAUCUAGUGUAUGAAAUUAUACCGUCCCAAGUAUUUUGUGAACUUUUAACGUAAUUAAUUCUGAAUAAUAGUGUGGUUUCUUAAUUUGCCAAAAUAGAUAAAGGUAGGAAGUAGGGCUUGGGGUUUUUUCUAAGGCAAGUAGGUGAGGAAACCUGCAAAUCUAUGUUGUAUUACUUGCAAAGUGGGUUCUUGUGAUUUAGAUGUGAAGUUCAUCCUGCUUGCCACUAGCCUGAAAUUUUUAAUGACUAGAAUCAGAUUCUGUGCACUUCUUAAUGUUACUGAGCUCUGAGCCAUCCACUUCAUCAGACAAUGAGUGCAUUACAUAAAUGUCAAACCAGCUUAGAAUUCUGUAAGUGGGCAGGUAAAAAUGUAAAAAUUGUGGCAAAAUUACCUUAAAUCCAUCAGUCACAGGAACAGUAGCUAUUUCUUCCUUUAUCAUUUGAUACUUCAACUGUGAAAUUCGUAUUCUCCUAACUUCAUUGUACAACAACAUUAAUGUUAUUUUUUAAAUGAUUGUAUUAGAAAACAGCUUCGUGCAUAAACAAGUAGCUACUGCUUCUGGGUAUUUUGUGUUAGUUUACAUUAUGGUGAAUUAGAUGCACGACUUGUGUAUGUAUAGAUAAGCCAACAAUUUUCUGUGUGUUAUGGGGAGUAGCAAAAUCUACAUCACAAAUUUUGACACAUUACAGCUGAAGGAAGAGGAACAGCGUGCAAGACAAGAUACAUUCUUCAAGGAAAGAUGCUUGUCCAGCAGUUUGCUUCAUGUGAUUGAACUGAGCCUGUAAGGAUUCAUGGAUAAAAUGAACAGGAAUAGAUCUGAAUAAAGCAAAUCUGCAUACAUGGUAACCAGUAGCUCUUUUACUUUUUUAUGUUGCUUAACUGUUUUAUUUGAGGGAAACCUGUGUGAUUUAAACCUUAUAGCUUUUGCAACUUUAUUACUGGUUAUAUAAAUUUGGCAAUUAUAAUGUGCAAGCAAUUGGAAAAAGUCAAGUAAAUGCUUGUUUUUAUAGUAGUUUGUUCAUGUUAAACUGUUCAUAUGAUAAUGUCUGUACACAGCACCACUGAUUAAGUAGAUGUAGUGUUGUAAUAAACUGUUUAAUGGGGCUGAUGUGUAAAGCUGUUCAAGUUAUUUGAUGUUUACACCUCAGGGAAAGUCUUGUGUUCAGCAAUAUUUAAAGAUAAUGUUACAAUGAAAAAAUUGAUGCUGUCUUGAAAAACAUCGCAAUAGUUCUUGCCUACGCCUCAACCUAAUCUUGCAUUCAGUGAGUUAAACAUACUAAUGUUGCUCUUACACAUUCAAUCUUGGUAUGAAAAUAGAUGGUUACAUAAAACCUUUAAUGCUGUUUUGCUUUCUAGCAGUGUUUGCCUAGGUGGCUUGUGAAUUUGCUAAUUGACAUAUAAAACUGUAAAAACUGCAGCCCUUUGUGGUCUAUUGUUUUGAGGAGAGCUGGUCCCACGUCUGUUGUUAUAAUACACUGAAAAUUUACUCUCGUGCAGCUUGAUCCUGAUUGACACUACAGUUAAUAUAAACUUCAAUGUUCCUAUGAACUUCAAGUGUCCAUAAUAAAGGGUGGAAAGGUUAGAUUGAAAAAAACUCACCACAACAAAACCCUGCAGUUGUUUACAGUUUUAUAGUAAUAAUGCUUGUGUGUGUUCCCUCUCCAGCCCCAAGGCCGUAGCAGACUGUACAUAGUUGUAUAUUAGAAAUGUGCCAGAAGAAACUAGAUGUUUCCAUUUUUCAAACUUGAUGAGUUUGGUAUUUUCUUAAUACUUUGGGGUUUAUUCACACAUGCAUAUAGAAGAGAAGGUACACUUUUAUGUCCUUGUUCAGUGAUGGGCAAUAUUUAAAUGUUUUAGCAAAUGACGCUGAUUAAAUCUGUCAGAUGAGGUUUUGUAAAUUUACCUAAAAACAAAUUAUUUGAGCUCGCAGUGAAAGUUGCCUUCAAAUUUAAUUUCACUAAAUGUGAAAUCCAAGUGAAUAGAAAGUUCAUAUAAGUUACGAAAACUUAGUUUCUGGCAGCCUUGCACAAAGGCUUGCUAUUAGUCUAUUGUAAAUCUUAUGGAAGGGAUUAAUUCUUGGUGUUUUCACUUACUCAGUAGCUACAUUUAAUGUUUUAAGUUAAGUUUCAAGACCUCAGAUGGCUUUAAGAGGCAACUCUUAGACAGCUCUUAAUUUCUUUUUUUUACCAAUUUUUGAAGGUUUAACAGCCAAACUAAAAUGCUACCCUGUUCAGGAAAGCACUUAAAUCCAUUGGGUUUUCCAGAGCAUUUAGAGCAUGUGCUUAAAUUCCAUGGGUUUCAAGGAAUGUAAACACAUGCUUUCAGUACCUUAUUUGCAUACGUGAGUGAUUUUUAUGCUUUGCUGAGUUGGGACCAGUAGCCUGUGCAACUGCAAAAGUUUGCACAAGUCUGAAAUACUCUAAUAUUUUUGUCACUUACAACUCCGCCAGGUUUCCUGCAGCCAGAUUGAUGCUGUUGGACUUGGCUACAGCUUGAGACUCUUCCCUAUUUUUUUCCUUAAAUUGUGUACCUCAGUUCCUCAUGCAUGGGAUCACUGGUGUUUAUUGAACUAUUUGCUACUGAGAAGCUAUUUGACAUGUUUGUUUAAACCUGUUUGAAACUGAAAACUGCCUUUUAAAAUUUUGUAAAACUGAAAGUUGUAUCAAACAAGUCCUCACUCAUUUCCUGCUUUUUGUGAAUAGGUGUUGGUUACAAACAGUACUGUUGUAUUUUUUUUUUUCUUACUUAAAAACAUUGUUUACUGCUGUGUAUAGUAGUUUAAGGAAGAAAUAACCUGCCUGUAGCUGUUACAUGGGGAAUAGCUAAUACUGGAGAGGCAGCAGGUAAGUAACGUUCCAUUGCAUAGAUAUAUUACAUCUUAAAAAAAAGUACAUUUACAAGCAUCUUAUGCAGGAACUGGUAUUUUACUCCACAUUAAAAUGGAUUUAAGGAGACUGUUGCUCUUUUUACACGGUGUAACUUUACUCACAUACAGAUUUCCAUUGCUGGCAAUGGAAAUAGCAGGGGUAAUAAAAAACUUAGCAAUCAUUGUGACUUGAGAGAUGAAGUCCCCAUAUGAAGCCCCUUAUUUCUGCUUGUUCUCUGAAUACUCAGUUUUAGCUGGUAAAUGUAAUGUGUUGCAAUUUAGAUAAUACUCUCUUGUUACUGUGAGUUUCAUUUGUUGUAUUUUUUAAAUGAAAAAAAACCAGAAAAAAUCCAAAGACCCUGAUAGACACCAAAAAGGAAUACGCCUAAUGCACAUCAUGUAUAACUGGAUCUGUAGUGGAAUCUUUACUAGGUCUUGGUUUAAUAAACCUUAUUGGCAAUUUCCUGUGCAUGCUUGGGAAAUAGUAGUUUGGUAACUUACUGACCGGUGAUGAUGCCAUGAUGGCUACUGCUGUGCUCUUUGAUAUUCAUCCAAUUGUAUUUAAUCUUGCGGAUGAAAGGACAAAUAGCCUGUGAAGAAAUACGUUAUUUCUUUCAAAUACUGAUUUUAUAAGUAAUAUUGAGAAGAAUAUUUUAAGUCUGUGUCCUUGAUCUUGAAAGACAAAAUUAACAAGUAGUGACUUAGGGGUGGUGGUGCUUUAGCAACAGACGUGUUUUCCUGAAGGUUUGUUUUUUAGAAGUAAAGGGUUUUGGUUAGUUUUCUUUUUUUUAAAGUAAAAUUUCUACUGGACUGUAUGUUUUGACAGGUCAAAAAUAUUUCAGAAGAAAAAACACAGCAUUUUGGAAACUGUACAGUCUUUCUUUUCCUCUUUCAUUUUUGCUUUCUGUGCCAAUAAUGUUAGUGUUCUGAUAACAUUUUGAAACACGUUUGUCAGAACUUGUUCAAAUCUUUAUUUACAAUGUGGCUUAUACACUUUGAUAGCUAUUGGUUUUGUGCUAAACAAGGUAUCUUAUAAAAUUUAGGCAUUAGCUUGAUUUUUUUUUUGUAUAAGGAGUGAGUGCUUUCUAGUUUUGUUCCUUUGAAAUUGGUGAGGCUUAGUUUUUCUAAUCGUAUUUUUUUAUCCAGUUGGUUAGUUGCAUACCCAAAUCCUUGUAAAUGUUUUCCUAGUUGUAUGUGGAUAACUGGAGAUUUAAAUGUUGUACAUACUUGUCAUCUGUGUUUCUAGUAAAAAUACAUUACAUUCUUUAUAGAAAUACUUAAUUCCUCAUUUCUUUUUCUUAUCCACUUGCUCUCUGUGUACAGGUUAAACAGGCUUUGAUCUUAUUUCUAUUUAUAGAAUUUUAUAUAUAGCCUCUUGAAGUUAUUGAUUUUCAUGUACACUGAGAUACAGCCUUAAAUUUCCUAAUAUAAUGCUCAUUAAGAUACUGCUAGUCAUGUAGAUGCAAAUGUAAAACAUGCAUGUUUUAGACUGGUACUCUUCAGAGAUCCAAGACACUAAAUUGCUUCUGCAUUGAAAUAUAAAUCCUUCAAGAUCUUAAAGAAAGAAGUGCAGGUCAGCGUGUAUGUACUUAAAGAAAGUUGGAUUAUUUCCAGAGCAAGUAUUUUGAUGUAGGAAAGAAGCAACAUGGAUUUGUUUAGGACUUAAUUUAUUUUGGUGAUUGACUGCACAGGUCUUUAAACAUAAUGGUUGCAGCAUGCUAAUUAGUUGUGAUGUUUAUCCAGAAAUGCCAUCUCUUGAAACUGUUCACUGCAAUGCCUUGCAAUUAAUAUUGCAGACAGGCUUGAGUGGGUGAGGGUGUUGAGGUGGCUUUUCACUCUUGUUGUUGUUCCCUUCCCCCUGAAAUUAAGAUCUGACAUGCUAUGUAUUUCUAGCUUUAUUGUCACUUUAGAGGAUGAAUUGCUAAGCAGCAAUUUGGAGCAUAGAAGUUCCUCAAUUUGAUGUUCUCAUGGGAUUAUUUUUUUUUUUGUUUCCCCCAUGUUGGACAAAAUAUGAUGAAGCAUCUCAUCCUAUUUGUGUAUUAUGCAGUUGUUAGUUCUUGAGUCCUUUUUAUAACCUCACUUACUGCAGUGGGUUCUAGGUUCUGGUAUGACCUAUGCCUGUGUUUAAAUCCUUUAAAGCUUCUUUGGGAGAACACUAGUUUUACCCAAGUCUUUUGAAAAUAGUAAACCCUAUACCUUUGAUCCAAAUGAAAUAGAGCAUUUAAGUUGUAAAAAUUCCCAUCUAUCCAUACAAUGUGAUGUGAUUUUUUUACAUGAUUCAGUGCUAACAUUUUGGAGUAUAUUCAAGUAAUAGACUUUAGCCUCACCCUCUUGUAUACUGUAUUUUGUAAUAGAAAAUAUUUUAAACUGUGCAUAUUAUUAUUACAUUAUGAACAGACAUUCCUUUGAUCUUCAGAUGUAAGAAAAUGAGGAAUGUGUGUGCUUUUAUAAAUACGAGUGAUUGCAAGUUCAGUUUCCUUACUGCUGCAGGUGUCCAUUUUUAAAAUAAAUAAAAAAGGGAGAGGAAAAAAAAAAGCAAGCCAGGUGUUUUAAAGGUGAAAUACAUUCCUGUUUGGUAACCUUAACCUUUUGAUGAUGAUUACCAGCACUGCUGACUUUCUAAACAAAAGGCUGUAUUGUCUUCCUGUACCAUUCCAUUUCCCAAUUCCCAUUUUGCACAAGGAUGUAUGAAUAUACUAUUCAAGAAAUGGUUUUGAAGUACAGGAGGGGGGCUUGUCUAAGUUGGAAUGCAUAAUUGCAAUGCAAAAUGUAAGGAAAUGGAUGCCUGUCAGAAUGUCUGACUCCAAAGGAUUUUAUAUAUAUAUAUAAUAGUAAGCAGUUUCCUGAUACCAGCAGGCCAGAGAGUCUGUUGAAUACUUGAGUUUCUGGAGACCUAUAUUUCUCAACAAGGUAAGAUGGAAUCCUAGCAAAUGUGGAUUUUAAUACGUUUUCAGCAGAGGUACUUAGUUAAUCUAUAAGUGUAGGGAUCAUUUCAUCUUUUUUAGAUGUUAUACUUGAAAUAUGACAUAACUCUUAGCUUUCAUGGGUUUCUCUUUUUUUCAGCCUUUAGGAGACUGUUAAGCAAUUUGCUGUCCAACUUUUGUGUUGGUCUUAAACUGCAAUAGUAGUUUACCUUGUAUUGAAGAAAUAAAGACCAUUUUUAUAUUAAAAA
Messenger RNA from Apus apus (common swift), 14386 nucleotides. RefSeq names its product cleavage and polyadenylation specific factor 6 (gene CPSF6). NCBI's taxonomy places the organism in Eukaryota, Metazoa, Chordata, Aves, Apodiformes, Apodidae. Gene Ontology annotation, cellular component: mRNA cleavage and polyadenylation specificity factor complex. Gene Ontology annotation, molecular function: mRNA binding. The transcript is spliced from 11 exons. Gene Ontology annotation, biological process: mRNA alternative polyadenylation. The record is from RefSeq and is a predicted model, not a curated record. Bases 59 to 1810 code for a protein of 583 amino acids.